Molecule: messenger RNA, 1103 nt
Organism: Nestor notabilis (Kea)
Lineage: Eukaryota; Metazoa; Chordata; Aves; Psittaciformes; Psittacidae
Gene: FZD8
Product: frizzled class receptor 8
Exons: 1
Coding region: 163-465 (100 amino acids)
Biological process (GO): cell surface receptor signaling pathway
Cellular component (GO): membrane
Source: RefSeq, a predicted model, not a curated record
CUGGGACUCUUCACCGUGCUCUACACGGUGCCAGCUGCCAGUGUGGUCGCCUGCCUCUUCUAUGAGCAGCACAACCGGCCCCGCUGGGAGGCCACGCACAACUGCCCCUGCCUGCGCGACCAGCAGCCUGAUCAGGCCCGCCGUCCGGACUAUGCUGUCUUCAUGCUCAAGUACUUCAUGUGCCUGGUGGUGGGCAUCACCUCCGGUGUCUGGGUCUGGUCUGGCAAGACCCUCGAGUCUUGGAGGGCCCUCUGCACCCGCUGCUGCUGGGCCAGCAAAGGUGCUGCCGUGGCUGGGGGCACAGGGGCAGGAGCAGGAGGGCAGGCGGCAAUUGCUGCAGCAGGAGGACUUGGGGCUGGAGGUGGUGGCUCCCUCUACAGCGAUGUCAGCACAGGCCUGACGUGGAGAUCGGGCACUGCCAGCUCUGUCUCCUACCCCAAGCAGAUGCCCCUGUCUCAAGUGUGAAGAGAAGGGGAAAGAGGCCAAAGGUUAUGGAAUGAGGGACACUGGCCUGCCUGAAAUGCCCCCUCACUGUUUGGUGCCAUUAAUGAACCCCUAAUGGUCCUUAUUAGCCACAGCUUGUAUAGAACAAUGCAGCUGGCAGAGGCCCCGGGCUCCAGCCCCCUCCUCCUUCCCCUCCAUUCAUAUGCAGGGAGCAUGUACUUCAAGGAGACAGCUUAUUAUUUUGCUGGCAGAGGAGGGUAGAGUCUCACCCGUGUCUUGCAGAGGGCAACAGCACAGCAGCUUCUGAUUCACUCUGGACUAAGAGCAGCUCAUGGGAGGGAGAGUCUCCCUCCACCCCAUCCUGAGGUGGGAGUCUGCUGGGACUGCAGGUUUUCGGGAUGUUGAUGACCAGGCAAAUGCCUUACAAUACAGACUGAAUCAAAACAUGUCUUAAUUAUACACCCCAGCUAAAUACGGGUUUCCUACAUUAAAGGAUGUAUUUAUAUAAUUAUUUGUUACCUUGUACAGAUAUGUAAGAUAUGUAUAUAUCCAAAGCUAUACAGUCUGUAAAUUUUUUUGUAAAAAAAGUUUAGAGGCUACCCCUGUAAGAGCAAAUAUGAGUAUUCUAUUUUGUCAAUAAAAUGACUUUUGAUAAAUGA